AUGCUUGUGAACUUGCAGGUUACGAGAGAAUUCCAUGAGGCAAUUCAUCCAUUCAGGAAGAGCCUAAGUUGGGAGCAUGUACCUGUUGCAGAUAUUGGCAACUCAAAUAUUUGCGGACUAGACCAUGGAACAAUGCACCCAGAAGUUGAGGCACUGACACAUUAUUUCCAGUCUUUGGAUACUGGAGGACAGAGUAUGGUAAGGAGGAAGCUUCAGGCGAUAUAUUGUCCUGAAAGCAGUUCACUAUGUACUCCUGAGCUUCGGAUAAAGUCCAACUGCACUCUUAAGUUGAAGGAGAGCAAACCACCCAAGGGUCGAGCAAUAGGAUCCUUGACUCGUGAUCCUUCAGGGUUUGAACAUGUUGACAUGGAGAUCAAAGCGGCAAAGAAGGCUUCACAACCAGCAAAGAGGAAGAAGUGUGCCAAGAAGUCUGAUACAAGUCAUUUCAUGAUUCAUUUCCCAGCCUUUCUCCAUCCAUAUAUUCAGACAGUUACAGAUGUUGAGGAUGAUGGUAACUGUGGCUAUAGAUCCAUUGCUGCAUUACUGGGGCAUUCCGCUGGUGAGCACGGUUGGCCUUGGGUUAGGGCAAAGUUGAUAGAAGAACUUGAAAACAAUAGCUUCAUGUAUACUGAGAUGUGGUCCAGGCAGACUGUUGAUGCCUUACAUGCUAGACUCACUCUUCCUCUGGGUGAACCGGCCACCUAUGAUAAAUGGAUGCAACUACCAAAGAUGGGAUACCUUGUGGCAAAUAGGUUCCAAUUGGUUCUCGUAACCUUAUCUGGUAUGGGUUGUAAUACAUACCUUCCACUGAGAGGUGCCGGUCCACCAUAUGUGUAUCAUGUUAUAUCUAUUGGUCAUGUGACAAAUCACUUUAUACAGGUCCAUUUAACUCCUGGACAUCCUAUGCCGCGUAUUGCUCUCCAGUGGCUCAGGUAUGUUGAUGCUACCUCUGAACACUGGUGCGACCCAUAUGGCCUACGUUUAGACAUGUACCUUGCAGAAUUCCAAGCUUGGCUUGGUCAUUUUAGUGGUCAUCAGGUGGAAUAUGUGGACAUCACCACAGACUGAGUGUUCUUCUAUUGUGCAAUAUUAAUUUGUAAACUCUCUAUAAUAUUAAUUUGGUCGUUUAGACAUGUACCUUAGGUUGUUGUUAAGGAAAACUAUGUAGACAUCACCAUAGAUUGGCAGGUUAAUGUGUGUGAUGGCCCUUAUCCUUAGGUUUUUGU
This is a messenger RNA of Lotus japonicus, 1226 nucleotides long. RefSeq lists its product as uncharacterized. NCBI's taxonomy places the organism in Eukaryota, Viridiplantae, Streptophyta, Magnoliopsida, Fabales, Fabaceae. Bases 1 to 1068 code for a protein of 355 amino acids. The transcript is spliced from 2 exons. The record is from RefSeq and is a predicted model, not a curated record.